AUGACGUCGCCUGCCCGCGGUCUCCGCCUCUCGUACCUGCGCCACUUUAUCAACAGCCAUGGCGGCGAAACCAGCUUUGCUGGCAAGACAACAGCUCAAGUCUGCUUUGAGUUUGUCGUGCCACUGACCAAGCCAACCGAGCUCUCGCUCGUCGACCACGUCGCCAACGACCCAACGACCGCUUCGUUCGUUGCGCCGGCCAACUGGUACGUCUCGCACGCCUGGCAGUAUCUCUUCUUGGAGACCGUCGACAGCCUCGAGCGUUUCUUCGCCGACCGUGGUCUCACCGACGACGCGGUCAUUUGGUUUUGCGUCUUCAACAACAACCAGCACCUCGCGAGCUCGUACCCGUUCGAGUACUGGUCGACAACAUUCAAGGACAGCUUGGCCACGAUCGGCAACAUGGUCAUGAUCAUGCACCCGUGGAACGACCCGAUCGUGCUUCGUCGGAGCUGGUGCGUCUUUGAGGUCUACGUGGCCGUAACCAUGGGCGCGCGCUUUGAGAUUGCACUGGCGCGGGAUCAAGAAGCCACCUUUCUUGGUGGCAUUGGUCAGUACGGCGCAUUUGUGAAGAUGCUCGCGACGAUCAAGAGCGAAAACUCGGAGGCGACCGUGCCCUCGGAUCGCGACGGCAUCUUUGCCUGGAUUCGCGCCGAGACGUCGUUCGUCGCGGUCGACCGGCUCAUCUUUUCCACUUUAUCCACUUGGAUCAAGACGACCUUGGAAUCGUCCAUCGGUGCUCUGUCAUCUCCAGUGCAGCAGGCCUAUCGGUGGCGUGCUCUCGGUUGGAUCUACCUCAAUGACCGCAACUGUGUGGAUGCGGAGCGCUGCUUUGCGCGCGAUCUGUCGCACUUCACGACACUGGAUGGGCGAAGCGCCCGACUCGACGUUGCUUCGGCACAAGUCAAUGUCGGCAUGACGCGCGGCACCUUGCGCAAACCGGCACAUACGUGGCAGCCGCUCUUCGAGUCGGCACUGGCGGUGCAAACCGAGUUGCUCGGGCCUUCUGACCGCGAAGUCUUUGCCACCAAGUACAGCUUUGUCGCUGCCCUCACUCGGAACGACCUGGUCCAUGACGCCAAAACCGUCGCACUUGAUCUCUUUGACGCCCACCGACACGUCUACGGCAUCGCCAGCAGCUUGACCGCUGUCGUCAUGAGCCUCGUGACUGAGAUUGUGCAUCGGCUCCAUGACCCCCGUACGGCGCUGCGCUGGAGUCGCAAGACCGCAGCGGUGCAGGAGCAGUUCCACGGCUCCGACCACGUUUGCACGAUCUUGACGCUGCAGAUUGCAAGCGCAGCGUACUUGGCUCUCGGACGCUUUGACGAAGGCCUCGCGCUCAACCAGCGCGUUCUUGCGACCGCGCAACGUACGCUUGGGGCAGACCACAAACUGACGCUCGCGGCGUCACUCAACGAAGGCUCCUUCUUGCUCCAGUCCGGUGACGUCGCGGGUGCGAUGGCCAUCCUGCGCUCGGUGCGUGCUCUCUGCCCCGCCGCCAACGCCCCCGUCCACUACAAGCGUGAUGCGGAGCUCUAUCUGGGCCACGCUGUGUGGACCAGCGGUGACGUUGCUGCGGCCACCGACCACUUUCUAGCCGCCCACCGCAUCCUGCCCGGCAAGGAUACCGUCGCAGCCAUCUACCGCGUGGCGACUGCCGACCCCAUGGCGCGCUGCCACCUUCUCGCGCUAGUGACCGAGGCCAUCUGCAGUGACGUGGCGCCCGAGUGGUGGCCUACCAACUGCGUUUUGUGCAGCAAGCCCAUCCGCGGCGUCCUCAUCAGCUGCGCAGCAUGUCCGAAAGGCGCGUUCUGGUUCUGUCGCGUGUGCAGCGCGACCAAGCGCGAGCGCCUGGAACGGUUUUGUCAGCACGACCUGCCCGCUGCGCAGUUGGAAACGGUGUUGCCGCCCCGUCGGCAGCUGUACCACGACGCUCUUUUGACGCAUGAUGGGUCGUACAAGCACAUCGAGUCGUUGCUGGACGACUAUGCAACGUACUGCAACACGCACGAUGUACCGCCGAACGAGCGGCUGCCGCGACCGUCGAUUCCAACGUUGAACCGCGGUUGGCACCCGAUGCUUUAA
Molecule: messenger RNA, 2085 nt
Organism: Saprolegnia parasitica CBS 223.65
Lineage: Eukaryota; Oomycota; Saprolegniomycetes; Saprolegniales; Saprolegniaceae
Exons: 2
Coding region: 1-2085 (694 amino acids)
Molecular function (GO): protein binding
Source: RefSeq, a predicted model, not a curated record